Messenger RNA from Owenia fusiformis, 1070 nucleotides. The record is from the annotation of a GenBank genome assembly. Lineage: Eukaryota; Metazoa; Annelida; Polychaeta; Sabellida; Oweniidae.
CGUUAUCAGCGUUAUUCGAAAUAUGGUCCUUUGGUCAGUCAUAAAAUGGUAAAGCAAUCUGUGAUACUCAGAUUAAAUAACUUCUAUUUACCUAUUUGCCGAUGCUUACUAAAUAUUUAAAAAUACCCAAACAUGUUUACUUUUGCGUGUGACUGUAGCCCCUUUGAAGUUUAUUCGACUGUUAGUUUGUUGGUCACAGCGCAGUAUAAUACCACAGGCUUGCUCGAAUAUCUUUAAAAUGGCUUUAAAAAUAACCUGUUUGUUUGUUCUUAUUGCGAUAUUGGCUGGAGCACGCUGUAUUCGUUCGGACGCUUGUCAGUGUGAGGAGUGUGAUACGUGCAUCUGUGUUUACGGGAUUAUUGGCGUAAUAGCGAGUUGUGAAAUUGAUGAACAGUGUCUUAGGGUCUCACAGACGGUUGUCGUGAUCGGUGGGUCCUGUUUUCAGCCGGGGGUAUCCGAACCCUCCACUACCCGUAAACCCCACGAGUAUAGUACGGGUGUUGAUGGCGCUGCGUACAGUACAAGUUGGGUGUCCCCCGAGCAGAAUACUACAACUUCCGAGCUUACAUCUAACCCGUGGACCGAGACGAGCCCUUCAACUCGGUCUGGCUUGGAUAUGGGGACGACUCAAAGCAGGGUGUCUGUCGGUAGUUCAACUUCUAAUGACACAGCUGGGGACCAGGCAACCGUUUGCUGCGUCCAUGUUACUACGGUCGAAACGUCAUCGUUCAUGCUCCCCAGCAACACGAACAAUGAUAAACAAUAUGUCAACACCGGUCUAACUGUGGGCCUCAGUGUGACAGGACUAUGUGUUUUUGUGAGUGGUUGUAUCGCCCUCUUUGUUUGCUUUAAGAAAUUCAAAAAAAGUGCGGCUGGUCAAAGGACUGUAACAGCUUUGGAAUUGGGGUCGAUAUAUAACAAAACAACCUGUGUUUAAUUCGACUCCUAAUACUGCUACAUACAUGUGUGUCAAUAUUCCGAGAUGCGAUCUCCUUAAGAUUCUAAAAUAAAUAUGUUAAUGUGACAAUGAGGCCGUAUAAACGACUGUGUUUGUGUGUGUGUGUGUUUGU